Molecule: messenger RNA, 1584 nt
Organism: Zerene cesonia (dogface butterfly)
Lineage: Eukaryota; Metazoa; Arthropoda; Insecta; Lepidoptera; Pieridae
Gene: Vps2
Product: charged multivesicular body protein 2a
Exons: 6
Coding region: 271-954 (227 amino acids)
Biological process (GO): late endosome to vacuole transport; endosome transport via multivesicular body sorting pathway; protein transport
Cellular component (GO): multivesicular body; ESCRT III complex
Source: RefSeq, a predicted model, not a curated record
UUGACGUCAUCCGUCAUUAUGUGCAUUGUAUGUUGUAAACAUGUUUAAUGUUUCAUUGUGUUGAUUAAUAUAUAUUUUUAAUUGUUAUUCUGGACCCCUCUAAUACUACUCAUCUUUUAGUUAUAUUUUAUUGUUACAAUCUGUUUCAAAAGGCUAACAUAUAUGAAGAUUCAGAAUUUUAUUGAUAUACGAUUUUUUUGAUUGAUGAAUCAUCACUCACUAUAUCAAAUUAAACUUUAACUUUAAUAUCCACCAUCAGAAGCAGCAAUAAUGGAGUGGCUGUUCGGACACCGCAUGACCCCCGAGGAGAUGCUGCGCAAGAACCAGCGCGCGCUCAACAAAGCCAUGCGCGACCUCGACCGGGAACGGCUCAAGAUGGAGCAACAAGAGAAAAAGGUUAUUGCCGACAUCAAGAAACUGGCCAAAGAAGGACAAAUGGAUGCUGUAAAAAUAAUGGCAAAAGAUCUUGUCCGUACGCGUCGUUAUGUGCGCAAGUUCAUGAUCAUGAAGGCCAACAUCCAGGCUGUGUCACUAAAGAUCCAGACACUGAAAUCACAGAGCAGUAUGGCGCAGGCGAUGCGCGGCGUCACGCGCGCCAUGGCCACCAUGAACCGGCAGCUCAAUGUGCCGCAGAUACAGAAGAUCUUGCAGGAAUUUGAGAAGCAGUCCGAAAUAAUGGAUAUGAAGGAGGAGAUGAUGAAUGAUUCAAUUGAUGAAGCCAUGGAGGCUGAUGAUGAUGAAGAGGAAAGUGACGCUGUUGUUUCCCAAAUUCUGGAUGAACUGGGAUUGCAGCUCAAUGAUCAAUUGUCAGGUCUGCCGCAAGCCACUGGGUCUCUUGCCGUCUCAGCGAAAACGCCGGCGAGCCCCACAGCGGCGGCGGCCAACGGCGGCGCCGCGCUCAGCGACGCGGACGCCGAGCUGCAGGCGCGCCUCGACAACCUGCGCCGCGAGUGAGCACCGCCCGGCCCCCCCCGCUCUCGCCCCCCCGCAUACGAAAACGCGCCCACACACACACCCACGCUUCCCCCUUCCCCCACACACAAACGCGCCCCUCCCCCCCUGACUCACACACUCACACACACACACUCCUCCCCCUUUGUCUAUUGCCCGAAGCGUUUACAAUACGUUAAUAUUAACGAGAAGCGAGCAUGAACACGCCACAUACAUACUCCCCAUUCAUCACUCUGUGAUGUGCGAUCUGUUAAGAGAUACAAUCAAUUUAUGCUUAUCAUCACGUUACAUAUUGCUCAGUCAAAACCACUGAAACCAUUUUAGUCAAGUAAAUAAUGAUUUGUCUGGAAGAAUCUAUAAUUUGGCGGAAUUGUCCAAUAUUGUUUUUAAAAUUAAAUAAAUUAAGGUAUGUAAAAUUGAAAGAAUCAAUACUUCCAGCCACUGAACAAUAAUAAUUUAUACCAAUAAUUACAAUAAACGAAUUAACCAUCUAUCCACGCUAUGUAUAUGUACCUAAUGAUCUACUUUAUCUGGCCACUGACAUCCGCGAGGGAUGUGUGAACAGUCAAGUUAUAUAACUGAGAUUUUUUGCUGCAUAGAGCUUGUGUAACUUUAUAUUUGUAUAAUGUACGA